Dama dama (fallow deer) is the source of this 2167-nucleotide messenger RNA. It is a transcript of the gene ME2, whose product is annotated as malic enzyme 2. NCBI's taxonomy places the organism in Eukaryota, Metazoa, Chordata, Mammalia, Artiodactyla, Cervidae. The record is from RefSeq and is a predicted model, not a curated record. Gene Ontology annotation, molecular function: NAD binding; malate dehydrogenase (decarboxylating) (NAD+) activity; malate dehydrogenase (decarboxylating) (NADP+) activity. Gene Ontology annotation, cellular component: mitochondrion. The transcript is spliced from 16 exons. The coding region runs from base 143 to 1897 and encodes 584 amino acids. Gene Ontology annotation, biological process: malate metabolic process; pyruvate metabolic process.
CGCCGGCUCCCUCCGGGAAGCCUCGGGAAGAGGAGGGCCGUCCUCGACCGGAGCUGAGCAUCGUCCGGGUGGCCUGCGGGGCCGCGGCCUCUCCGCCGGCAGCACCACCUGUCGCGGGGCCAGAAGCGGGGUGAGAAAAAAGAUGUUGUCCAGGUUUAAAAUAGUUGCCACUCCUUGUGCUCUGGCAUGCCGCCAUUUGCACACAAAAGAGAAAGGCAAGCCACUUAUGCUGAACCCGAGAACAAACAAGGGGAUGGCGUUCACAUUACAGGAAAGACAAAUGCUUGGUCUUCAAGGACUUCUACCUCCCAAAAUAGAGACACAAGAUAUUCAAGCCUUACGGUUCCAUAGAAACGUGAAAAAGUUGAAUGGCCCUUUGGAAAAAUACAUCUAUAUAAUGGGAAUACAAGAAAGAAAUGAGAAAUUGUUUUACAGAAUACUGCAAGAUGAUAUUGAAACUCUAAUGCCAAUUGUAUAUACACCAACAGUUGGCCUUGCCUGCUCCCAGUAUGGACACAUCUUUAGAAGACCUAAGGGAUUAUUUAUUUCAAUCUCAGACAGAGGUCAUGUUAGAUCAAUUGUGGAUAACUGGCCAGAAAAUCAUGUUAAGGCUGUCGUGGUAACUGAUGGAGAGAGAAUUCUAGGUCUUGGAGAUCUGGGUGUCUAUGGAAUGGGAAUUCCAGUAGGAAAACUUUGUUUGUAUACAGCUUGUGCAGGAAUACGGCCUGAUAGAUGUCUGCCUGUGUGUAUUGAUGUAGGAACCGAUAAUCCGGCCCUCUUAAAGGAUCCAUUUUAUAUGGGGUUAUAUCAGAAAAGAGAUCGAUCACAGCGUUAUGAUGACCUAAUUGAUGAGUUUAUGAAGGCCAUUACUGACAGAUAUGGACAGAACACACUUAUUCAGUUUGAAGACUUUGGAAAUCAUAAUGCAUUCAGGUUCUUGAGAAAAUACCGAGAAAAAUACUGUACCUUCAAUGAUGAUAUUCAAGGGACAGCUGCAGUUGCUCUGGCUGGCCUGCUUGCAGCACAAAAAGUUAUUGGGAAACCGAUCUCAGAUCAUAGAAUCUUAUUUCUUGGAGCAGGAGAGGCUGCUCUUGGAAUUGCAAAUCUGAUAGUUAUGGCUAUGGUAGAAAAUGGCCUCUCAGAAGAAGAGGCACGAAAGAAAAUUUGGAUGGUUGACAAGUUUGGUUUAUUAUUUAAGGGGCGGAAAGCUAAAAUAGAAAGUCAUCAGGAACCAUUUGCUCACUCAGCUCCAGAGAGCCUACCUGAUACUUUUGAAGAGGCAGUAAAUAUACUUAAGCCUUCAGCUAUAAUUGGAGUUGCAGGAGCUGGCCGACUUUUCACUCCUGGUGUAAUCAAAGCGAUGGCUGAAAUCAAUGAAAGGCCUAUAAUAUUUGCAUUAAGUAAUCCUACGGCACAGGCUGAGUGCACAGCUGAAGAAGCAUACACGCUUACAGAGGGAAGGUGUUUGUUUGCCAGUGGCAGUCCAUUUGAUCCAGUGAAACUCAGUGAUGGGCAAGUCUUUACACCAGGUCAAGGAAACAAUGUAUAUAUAUUUCCAGGUGUGGCUUUAGCUGUUAUUCUCUGUAACACCCGGCAUAUUAGUGACCAUGUGUUCCUAGAAGCUGCAAAGGCUCUGACAAGUCAGUUGACAGAUAAAGAGCUGGCUCAGGGGAGACUUUACCCACCACUUGCUAAUAUUCAGGAAGUUUCUAUUAACAUUGCUAUUAAAGUUACAGAAUACCUGUAUGCUAAUAAAAUGGCUUUCCGAUACCCAGAACCUGAGGACAAGGCCAAAUACAUUAGAGAAAGAAUAUGGCGAAGCGAGUACGAUUCCCUGCUGCCCGAUGUGUAUGAGUGGCCAGAGGCUGCGGCGCGCCCUCCCCCGAUAACAGAGUAGAAGGGCACACUGAUACUUCCCGUGUGUCAGGGAGCUCCUUUUUUCAGACAGAAAGAGAUAAUGUUCUGAAAUUCAUGUUUUUUUCUGUGUUUAAACCUCCCUCCACUUUAUUUUUGCCCAUGAACCUACACUCCUGUACCAGGGUGGAUGUGUUGACUACUCUGUUAAUGCCCACCUGCACCCUGCAAUCAAAUGGCCAGAAUGCUUUCAUUCUCAUUUGUAGCUCAUAUCACAUCAGAGAUAUUAAAAAUGUUCUUGUGAGUGUCUUCA